AUGCCCUCGCCGCUUCCCAGUGAAACAGAUGAUCUCUUCACGAGAUGGUUAAAGUCUCGUGCCAUCAUACAAAGAACUGUAUCGACGAGAGAGUGUUUUGAUUCUGAUGUGUUCUUGGCGUCCGGUGGCUGGAAUAUAACCAACGAAUUGGUAACGUUGAAAAGAUAUUAUCAGCUCAAGUGGCCAAACUCGAGCUGCAGUUUGUUUCACCCAAAGACUAUAGAAUUAAUUGAGGAGCGAUUACGCAGCUUAGAAGAGCAUGACUCUUCAUGGAAAAUCACUAAUACAUCUCAUUUAUCUAAAAAAACGUUUUUGGAAGACACCAAGGCUGCGUUGUCCAAUUUAGAACCCGUUUGGGGCCCACCAAGGCUUUUGAACCCGGCUGAGCUACUCUUACCACAAGAUGAAAAAUUACUUAUUCAAGAGAUACCACUGAAAUUCGGGCCUUUCCAGUACACGAACAGGUUUUCUUAUGGUGGCUUACAAUUCAAGAACAAUUUAUUCGUUACUUAUGGAAGUUACUCCUUCUUGGCCGCUGGGCAAUGCAUCGAAGUUCAUAAUUUUGAUGUGCUUUUGAACGCUUCUUCAUUGGAAAUUUGUCAUGCCCUGUUGCCCGUGACAAUACCAGAUGAUGGUAAUUUAAGGAAUUCUCGUAAUUCCUCCUAUGUGAAAUUUAGGGAUACACAAUUCAAUAACAUUCCCGAACUAUCUUCUAUCAACUUUUUAAAAAUUUGUAACUUCAUGCAUCAAGAUUUUUUACUGGCAUGUGGUGAUAAUGGAAUAGUUUACAUAUGGGAAAUCCACAAAGUAAUCAAAAUAUUCAACAAGUUUACUUCAGACAUGCUAGGAGGCAAAGAUAACAGUCGAGAAAGAUACAUAAAUGUUGACCCAUAUAUGGUAUUGAGAGUGGAGGAAUCCUGCUGGAGUGUCGACGCAAUUGAUAUAGACGGCAUUGUAUAUAUUGCUGUGGGACAUAACAAACCUGCUGUAACUGUAUUUGCAUUCAAUAAAGAUGUAAAAAAGGAAAGAAAAUGCAUUCAUCCCCUGGAUCUCCCUUCGUCGCAUAACGUUCCCUGUGUAAAUUUUGUUCCAAAUUCAAAAGAUUCCAAUGGAUAUAUCACGCUAAGUUAUUGUUCUAUUUUUGGAAAUGUUGUUACUGUCAAAAUAAAGGAGCAUGAUUGCACAAUUUUAACAGACUUCCUUGAUACUCAAUUUCUUGGCGAUGACGUGUGGACAAUAACUCCAUUGAAUAAGAAAGAUUUUCUGAAAGUUGACAACUUCGAAGCAUUGAACCUCAAUUAUCAAGAUGGAUUCAAGGAAAAUAUGCUAUAUUCGAUUUGUCGAGACGAUUUUUUACUGGGAUAUUACUGUGAUAACACUUAUUUGUCGGGAAAUUUUGGCAUUGGUACACUACUCAACCAAUUUGAAGUUCCUGUUACAGAUCUGCGGCUAACUUCUUCAGAAGGGAUUCCAGAAGAAGUUAUACCGUUAAGAUUUACCUCAUUUGAUAGAAAUUACACUACCAUUGGUUCAAUAAAAUACGAGUACGGCAGAGAGGAAUUCUCACUUAUUCUACAUACCGGUGAUUUAGAUGAUAUGAACGAUGCGGUGACAAAGAACACCCCUUGCGAACAACACCUACAACAAUGGACAUUCUGGGACGAUUCUGCCCAUAAACAUUAUCGUGCUACCGACCGUGGGUUUUCAAAGUAUAAGGAUAUUAUCAGUACUUUUCCACAAUUGAUAAUACCCAGCGGAAGAAAUAAAUCUUCACAAUACCAGAAUGCCUCUGAAAGAAAGAUCUGUGAGCCUUUCACUUAUAAACUUACUGAUUUAGAAAACGACAUUGAAGAUAUUUCCGGAGAGUUCAAUAAAAGCAUCCGCAAUCUAAAGAUGGACAAACUAAGGCAACUACAAACUUCGAAGGAGUUCAGAUCGCUAAGUUCAGUAAACCGUUCACCCAUUAUUGAAUCAGGCAAUUUUUUAUGGUACAGGACCGAUGCCGCAGCUGAUUGGAGAACACUUUUUGGCAAGGAUUUGAACACAGUCUUGAAGAAUCCAGAGAUAUGUAGCCUUCAGUCGAAUUCCGUAGGGGACAGUGAAGUCAAUAGUGACUCUGAAAAUGGAGAAUCUGGCAAUGACUUGACAAGUUUUCAACGCAGAUACAGGAAUACUGAACAGCGUGCUCACCUGAAAUCAGACUCUCAAAAAUCUUGGGGAUUCCAUAACUAUGUAAGAAACGUUAAGCGAUUAUUGGAAUCGGUGGUACCAGGCUCAGAAGAUUCGCCCUUUGGAUAUCAACUAUCUGAAAUGCAUGACGAGUUUUUCCUCCUAACCACGGUACAUAGGUUGGUGUUGAUGAAAGCGCAUCCCCUCAUCAUUAUAUCAGCGACACAUUAUGAUAUUUUCCCCUUAGAUGGUGUUGUGACAUGUACCUCGAAGUCAUUACUGCAGGCAUUAAACAGAAUAAAUUUUGUGUGCCACAUCAAGGAGCUAAAUUGUAUAGUUGUGGCCUCACAACUAGGACUCAUUUCAUUAUUGAGGCUAACGGAAUAUAGAGGCAUUUAUUCCUUCAGACAAGAGUAUAUUCUAGGUUGGGAAGUCCAGGAUCCCGUUAAUCCUAGUGCAGAGUGUACGUGCAACAGAAACUUGUUUGACGCACCCCUAUACGACGUGGAUGGAGAGAACUCAGACACCUACUGCGGUGUAUGCGAUGUCUACUUUCCCAUGGGUGAUAUUUGCGGUCUAGACUACACUUACACAGUUGGCGACGAGGCGUUGAAGCGUAAAGGAUAUGCCACCCUCUACAUAGCUUCAAGAGCCUCUUUAAGGGCAUUCAAGAUCACCACUGAGCAUGAUGCUACCCAAUUAUAG
Messenger RNA from Saccharomyces kudriavzevii IFO 1802, 2874 nucleotides. It is a transcript of the gene CRT10, whose product is annotated as Crt10p. Lineage: Eukaryota; Fungi; Ascomycota; Saccharomycetes; Saccharomycetales; Saccharomycetaceae. Bases 1 to 2874 code for a protein of 957 amino acids. The record is from RefSeq and is a predicted model, not a curated record. The transcript has a single exon.